Messenger RNA from Postia placenta MAD-698-R-SB12, 2115 nucleotides. RefSeq lists its product as hypothetical. Gene Ontology annotation, cellular component: nucleus; cytoplasm. Gene Ontology annotation, biological process: protein phosphorylation; intracellular signal transduction. The record is from RefSeq and is a predicted model, not a curated record. The transcript is spliced from 15 exons. Lineage: Eukaryota; Fungi; Basidiomycota; Agaricomycetes; Polyporales; Adustoporiaceae. Gene Ontology annotation, molecular function: ATP binding; protein serine/threonine kinase activity. The coding region runs from base 1 to 2115 and encodes 704 amino acids.
AUGUCUGACGACGAGACCCUGUCGGAGGCUGAGACUGAUGAGCUGUUCGCGACACUGGAUGAUGACGAGGAACGUUGGCGAGAUCGGCAGCUCUUCUUCGAACGUCAUAUCGUCCAGGCUGGGUUCCUUCCUGGAGAAAAAAUGGACAACGUCCUACCUUCGCUGAAGAUGGUGCGGUUCUGCCGGAUAUCAGACGAGAAGCUUGUUUAUUUGAAAAGAGUGAGGACUGGUGACGAGGAGUCCCGUAUUGCUUGCAUGUUAUCGGCUCCACUACUGCUUGACGAUCCACGGAAUCAUUGUGUUCCCAUCCUCGACAUCUUCCAGGACGAUGAAGACGAAAGCAUUUCGUACAUGGUGAUGCCUUUCCUCCGGCUAAUUGACUCUCCUCCCUUCGAUACCCCUCAAGAUGUCGUUGAGUUCGUUGACCAGAUAUUGGAGGGUCUCGUUUUCAUACAUGAGCAAGGAGUGGCACAUCGCGAUUGCACAUACAAGAACAUCAUGAUGGAUGCAUCUGCCAUGUAUCCUAAAGGGUUCCAUCCUAUAUGGUCGUCCUUUCUUCACGACAUCAAGACAGAAGCUCCAUGUCUUGCGCGCGGUGAUGUUUCGGUGAAGUACUAUUACGUCGACUUUGGCAUAUCCAGCCAUAUCCCCCCGGAUGCCGAGAACAGACUAGUCGUCGGAGUCGCCGGUAGAGACCAGGAGGUCCCCGAGCUCUCGCGGCGCAAGAGACCAUAUGAUCCAUUCAAGGUCGACAUCUUCAUCAUCGGCAACCUCUUCCGUCGCUACUUCCAUGACAAAUUCUCCAACGUGGAGUUCCUCGAGCCUCUUAUAGUGUCGAUGACGAGGCGUGAUCCUGCGUCAAGGCCCAGCGCGAGUGAGGCUCUUGCUCAGUGGAAGAGCAUAAGACCGGUGUUCAGCGGGUUUCCGGCGAGAUGGAGGUUGAUACCGCGGGGUGCCGUAUGGCCAGAGCGCCUCUGCCUGAGUGUCGUCGGAUUUGUUGGCACGAUCAUCCGUAUUCCGCCUUGGCUCACAGCAUUUGGAACCAAUCUACAAGAUCUUGCCCUUGCAACUGCUUGCUUAAACACCAAGUUGGCCUCUCGUAUGAAGGGCGACAACACUGUAGCGAAGGCUAGCAGCUCGAACCCCAAAACCACGAGCCGCCCGCAGCAACGCGCCGCUGGUGCCGUCCUUAGACACGUUGGGCACAAACAGAGCGCCAUCCGUCCGCUGGUCAAGGCCGCCGCGCUGCGCCAGAUCAACGCCAUCUUCGCGACUACGGGCUGGGGUACUGCCUUCGGGCACUCCUUUCGCAUCGGCGGCGCCUCCUUCUACUUGUCCCAGAAGGUCUACACGGAAGCGGUACAACUUGCGGGGCGGUGGCGUUCCCUUGCAUACGAGGUCCUACGGGUACUGACUGGUCGCAGCGGCUUUGGUUGGGUUGUGCGGCGCAGCCUCGCCGCAGUUUCCACCUCCACUUGCUUCCCGGACGAGGCUGGAAUGGUAGUAAGAGAAUAUGUCACAUGUGCAUGCGAUGUUUUUGCGAUUAUGUCCUCGGGUACCUCUGAGAUAGUUCAGCGCGCUUUUACCAUAGGAUCAGGCAUACUGGCAGCGUUCGUCACUGGCGUACAAUUAAUGAACAGCAACUCCUUGACGACUCAGCUUGCGGAGACGAGGGAGCUUGUACGCACGAUUGAGGAAUUUCUUUCGCAAAUUACACCGCACGAGAGGGAGAAGAUUGAACGCGGACAACGGAAAUACUUCAAGAGGACGAAUAAGAAACUCAGAACGCUGAAAAAGCAGCUGGCCGACAUUGAGCUGGAGUUCAAGAAAUCCGAUGCCUACACUCGAUUCGGACAUCAAUAUAAACCGACAAUUGCCAAGUGGAAUCCGCUAAAGAAAUCAUUGGCAGGCAUCGUAGACGGUCUCGAGAACGUUCACACAGACCUACUUCAAACUACUAGUGCUAUCCAUGACAGGUCCUCUGGGACGGAUAGCGACUCAGAGGACGAGAUUGAAGCCACCGUGUUAAUGAGUGCAAUUGAGGUUCAUUCCACGGAUCAGGCCCUGGAGAUGCUUCCGAUACGCUCAAAUGAUACGCCGUCGGCCUCCGCGUAA